AUGGAUAGAAAUCCCACAAAAGAAGAGCUCAAUCAGCCACUUCUGACAUAAGGAUAUGACACUGAUAACGAAAGGCAUCCACCUCUAGAAAAAAGGGAAUCGAAAGACGAUGAGGACCUAAGCUUUUGGAAGGUCAUGCGCCAGAUCACUGAUUUGUCUAUCUACCCGAUAGUAGGGAUGCUGUUUCAUCCAGCAUACCAUCUUGUUAAUACUGUGAUUCUGGGUUAAGAUGAUGAUGCCGUCAAUAGCUUAGCAACCUUUGGUCUUGCUACAGUAACAAUUGGUAUUUCAUUAAUGUCAGUUCAAAUAUCAUUCAACAAUUCACUCACCACUCUUAUAUCAUAAUUGAUCCUUAACUUCAUAGUCUUUAUACCAAUUUGCUUAUUGCUUUUGUUUGUUGAGUACUUUUUCCUAGGUAUUGGCCAGCAAGCUGAGGUAGCUAGUCGAGCCUCGUUUUUUAUUAAAGUGCUUUUGCCCGGAUUUUUCUGCUACGGUAUUUUCCACACUUACUCUAAAUAUUUAGCAGGCUAGAAGGAAGUAAGGUUUGACGAGGAAUCUUUCAGAAAUCUCUGGCCUUAGAUGAAAAUGAGUUUAUACUCAUGUGGCAUGAUUAUCUGGGGAUGGUGGGCUUUCGAUGUAUUUACUUUCAUUGGUACCUUUAUGUCUCUCGAAGUAAUGGCUGCAUAGACAGUAUGCAGAAAUAUAGUUUUAAUUUUCUAUAUGAUUCCAGUUGGAUUAUCUUAGGCCUCAUCAGUAAUGGUGGGCAAUAUGAUUGGUAAAAAGAAUAUUUAGGGUGCUAGAGUUUAUGGGUAAAUGUGCUCACUAACUUCAUUUGCCUGGGGAUGUGCUAGUGUUUUAGUCAUGGCAAUUUUCGGAGAAUAGAUAGUAAGACUAUUUAGUUCAUCAGAAAGUGUUAGAAAUCUAGUAACUGAGGCAUUCUUAAUGAUUUGGCUUUAUAUACUAUUCGAUUGUCUUCAAUGCAUUGGUGCCGGUAUCAUUAGUGGACUUGGAAGAUAAGGCAAGGGAUCAAUAUUGACUGUAUUUGGGUUCUGGGCAUUAGGCAUUCCCCUAGCAUUAGUUUAGACAUUCUACUACAACAUGGGUAUAAUUGCUCUAUGGUUAGGUCCAUUAGUUGCUAUAACAUUCAACUCAUUUGCAUACUAUGCUUUUAUCCUUAAGAUCGAUUUGAAAGAAAUUGUAAGAGAAGCUGAGGAAAGAAGACUUAGGGAAAAGAAAAGAAUUUGA
Stylonychia lemnae is the source of this 1245-nucleotide messenger RNA. NCBI's taxonomy places the organism in Eukaryota, Ciliophora, Spirotrichea, Sporadotrichida, Oxytrichidae. The record is from the annotation of a GenBank genome assembly.